AUGGAACGACUCAAUAAUCCGAGAAAUUGUGAGCAAACGGGUAUUACAAAUCAAGAUCUGGUUUCCACGCGAAAGGUGAUACGGCAUUUAGGACCAGUUCUCCGUAAGAAAAAUGUAGAUAUCAAGUUUAUUUUGAGAGAAGUGAAGAAGUUAAGAAAGACAGAGCCCAGACAGUCGGAAGUUUUGUAUGAAACUGGAUCUGAGGACCGAUCUAAUUCGACAGUUCGUUUAUCAACAUCUUCACUGAUAGACAGUGAAACGAAUUUGAGUAAGGCCAAUCCUGCGACCAUUACCUCUAUGCCACAUACUGUUAAUCCAGUUAACGAUAGCGAUCCAGCAUCAGUUAUCGAUGGGUCAGGUUUGAACAACACGCAUUACGCGGAUGAACAGUUGUUGCCUCCGCCUAUUAAAGAAAAUAUUUUAUUACAUGCAAAUACUUCCAAAGACAUUGCGAUAGAGGGAUGCGAUAAAUACAAUGUUUCUGAAUCUUUAUUAACUAAUUUGGAAUUGAAAGACCAAGCAACCAUUAACAACCAAAUAAUUUCUAGGCAAGAUACAACAGAAAAUAUAAAUAUAGAAACCAGUCUCACGAGCUUUCAUUUAUCUGGCAGUUAUCUUGAUCAAGGUACUCUAGUAUCCUUAGAUGAUAUCGUAAUAAUACCUCUACAAUCAAGUACGCCAACAAGAAUAGAUUUUCAAGGUAUCACGUCGCCAGCAGUAGUUACAUUACCUCAUGUAAAAAACAAGGAAUCGUUGACCGAAUCUGAAAAACCUUACUCUGAAACAGAAGUUUUGUUCAAAACACCAAUGACAAUAGAAGAACAUCAAUUGUUAGCUUCUCAGUGUACAAUACUAGCAGAUCAGACUAUGACUGAACCUAUUUUAUCAACUGCAAUAUCAAAUUCAGGCUUUUCUACUAACGUUAUAUCGGAAAAUAACUAUUCCAUUUUAGGCAACACUAGCAGACAUCAACUAACGUCUAUGGAGUCACUUGAUAAUGUAAUAGUCAUACCUUCGGAAUCAACUGCACUCAGCACUAAUGCUUUUAGUAAGCAUUUAUUUGUGCCUGAACCCUUGUGUCCCUUCGAGCUUCAGAAGACUUUAGAAGCCGGCAUAGCGAGUUCAUUCGUGGUGAGCACAGCUCGGCGUGCCACCUGGCGAGUGUAUGAGGAUGUCAGCGCAAAGUACAUGAGUACUGGAAAUACCACGGAUCUCAUUUGCCAAUUGCGUCCGGUAUUGGGUCAAUUUGGUGUAUACACGUUGAACAUUAAUGGCAGUGGCUGCGACGUCAGGACUGACAAGGAGCCUGUCAAUAUUUACUUGCGUAAGUAUAAUAUUAAAAAGUAA
Messenger RNA from Parnassius apollo (apollo), 1347 nucleotides. The record is from the annotation of a GenBank genome assembly. Lineage: Eukaryota; Metazoa; Arthropoda; Insecta; Lepidoptera; Papilionidae.